GAGCAAACAAGAGAAGAGGUCUGAUGGUCGAUGAGCGGACUGUAAAGAAGUCCACGCGAAUCCCCAGGGCUAUCACCUUGUGGCUGUACCUGUGAAAUGGAGAGGGACAGUGUUAAUGAGGUGCAGGCGGAGCUUGAGGGAGUGGAGGCGGAGCUGGAGGUGGUGGAGCUGCAGAUCUCCGAGCUGCUGGAGCGGCAGGCCCAUCUGAACUCCAGGAAGAAGCAGUUGCUCAAGAAGCUGGAGCAAGCCUGUGACUCCGCCCAGCCGUCAGGCUCCGCCCAACCCUCUGCGCCUGUGAGCACCAAGCAGGACCUGAAGCGUUAUGAGGGCGCAGAUUUCCCGUGGUCCCAAGAAGUGCAGAAACAGCUGUCAGCUGUGUUCCAGCUGCACAAGUUCCGCCCACUCCAGCUGCUGGCCAUCAACCUCACCAUGUCGGGCAAAGACAUCUUCCUGGUGAUGCCCACAGGCCGUGGCAAAAGCCUGUGCUACCAGCUACCUGCUGUCUGCUCUGAGGGCUUUACUUUGGUGAUCGCACCCCUGGUGUCUCUCAUGGAGGAUCAGCUCAUGUACCUGAAGUCUGUCAGCGUCUCUGCAGUCACACUCAAUGCCUCUAGCACCAAGGAGCAUGCUAAGUGGGUCAUGGGUGCCAUGACAGAAAAGAAGACGCCUUUCAAACUUCUGUACGUGACCCCGGAGAAAAUAUCCAAGAGCAAACUCCUGAUGUCACGGCUGGAAAAGGCCUACAAUGCAGGGACACUGGAGCGCAUUGCUGUGGAUGAGGUUCACUGCUGUAGCCAGUGGGGCCAUGACUUCAGACCUGACUACAAGCUGUUGGGCAUCUUGAAGAGGCAGUUCCCCAAGGUUCCCAUGAUCGGGCUCACUGCCACGGCAACCAGCAGCGUUCUGAAGGACUGCCAGAAGAUCCUGUGUGUUCCUGAGCCCAUCACGCUCACCGCCUCCUUUAACCGACCCAACCUCUAUUACGAGGUUCGGAUGAAAGAAACAAACUCUGAAGAUUCAACAGAUGACAUUGUGGCAUUGAUCCAAGAGAAAUACAAGGAUCAGUCAGGGAUAAUUUACGUGUUUUCCCAGAAGGAUGCAGAGGUUGUGUCUGCGAACCUACAGAAAAAAGGCAUCCUGGCCCAGCCGUACCACGCCAACAUGGAGGCCGCUGACAAGUCCCGCGUACACCGGCACUGGACCACUAACAAGAUCCAGGUGGUAGUGGCGACCGUAGCGUUCGGGAUGGGGAUCGACAAGCCUGAUGUCAGAUUCGUGAUUCAUCACUCACUCAGCAAAUCCAUGGAGAACUACUACCAGGAGAGUGGGCGUGCAGGACGCGACGACAAGCCUGCAGACUGCAUCCUGUACUUUGGAUUCGCGGACAUCUUUAGAAUCAGUACCAUGGUUGUCAUGGAGAACGUCGGCCAACAGAAACUCAUGCAGAUGGUGGCUUACUGCCAGACUCUUGACAGGUGUCGCCGGACUGUGAUGGCAAGCCAUUUUGACGAGGUCUGGGAUGAUGAAGAUUGUAACCAGAUGUGUGACAUCUGUCGCCACGGCAAUGACUAUGCCACAGUGGACAUCACCCAGCACGCCCGCGAGGCGGUGCAGGUUGUGGAGGUCGCUGACUCCAUGAACGAGAAGAUGACUCCCCUGAAGGUGGUGGAGGCCUGGAUGGGGAAGGGUCCCGCCAAACGCCGCAAGAUGAUACAGGUCACCACCCUGUCCCGUGUGGAGGUGGAGGCCAUCCUCAUUCACCUCCUACUGCAGGGGUACUUCAGUGAGGACUUUAGCUUCACCCCCUACACCACCUACUUCUAUCUGAAGCUGGGUCGAAAGGCUGGGCUGCUGAAGAAUGACAAGCACACCGUCACCAUGAAGAUGAAGAGGAACGUGCCCGCUGGUGACUCUGUAAAGGUGUCCAGACAUGGGAAUAGUGCACAGACCAAAGGAGGGAAAAGGUCUGGCGACAAAGCAGGACUCACUCCCCCCGUUACCAAGAAAAGCAAGGAGGUGGUUCUCUGAUUCGUCCCAAGAGAAGAACUAAAAAGAGGAAGGUUCGGCUGCAGGAGCUGAGGUGGGAACAUCUCCUCACAGUUUCUCCAGGUACCGCGCCUUGCGCAGAGA
Molecule: messenger RNA, 2130 nt
Organism: Megalops cyprinoides (Indo-Pacific tarpon)
Lineage: Eukaryota; Metazoa; Chordata; Actinopteri; Elopiformes; Megalopidae
Gene: recql
Product: RecQ helicase-like
Exons: 16
Coding region: 97-2028 (643 amino acids)
Biological process (GO): double-strand break repair via homologous recombination; DNA replication
Cellular component (GO): cytoplasm; chromosome
Molecular function (GO): nucleic acid binding; four-way junction helicase activity; 3'-5' DNA helicase activity
Source: RefSeq, a predicted model, not a curated record